Phascolarctos cinereus (koala) is the source of this 4380-nucleotide messenger RNA. RefSeq lists its product as uncharacterized. Gene Ontology annotation, biological process: regulation of transcription by RNA polymerase II. The record is from RefSeq and is a predicted model, not a curated record. Gene Ontology annotation, molecular function: RNA polymerase II transcription regulatory region sequence-specific DNA binding; DNA-binding transcription factor activity, RNA polymerase II-specific. Lineage: Eukaryota; Metazoa; Chordata; Mammalia; Diprotodontia; Phascolarctidae. Gene Ontology annotation, cellular component: nucleus.
UUGGGGGUCAGAGGGGACUGGGAGGAGGAGGGAACUCCUGCCGGGGGGGGGCGCCACCCGCCUCCGGCCUGGUCCUCUGUGCUUCCCCCUUCCACCCAGCUCUGGUUCCCAGCGCUGUCUCAAGCCUCGGCUAAGGCCGAGAGAGUGGGGAGGCGCGAGCCAGACAGGGCACAUGCGCAGACGGCCCCUGCGAACUACAUUUCCCAGAAGGCAGCGCGGCACGCUAGCUCCUAGAGUCUUUGCCCCCAUCCUCUGCCUAGCCAAGCGUGGACCCCAUAGUCUGCCCGGACACUGGCCAGAGAAGGAGGGUCGUCCCAGCCCUGGUCCAUCCACCGCUGGACAUCCUGGUGACCAGCCCUGCCCAUCCCCAAGCAGAAGGGGCCUGGAGGAGGAGGAGGAGAUGGCCCCCGUGUUCCCGGCAGCCAGUGCCCACCAGGGCUCUGUGACGUUCGGGGACGUGGCCGUGGACUUCUCUCAGGAUGAGUGGGGGCACCUGGACCCUGCUCAGAAGGAGCUGUACCGUGAGGUGAUGCUGGAGAACUAUGGGAACCUGGUGUGCCUGGGACUCGCAGUUUCCAGACCUCAUGUGAUCGAGCAGUUGGAGCGAGGGGAAGCGCCUUGGCUGCCACGGGGAGCUGUCCCAAGGAGCUGUGAUCUAGAUUGGAUGACUAGGCCUGAAAUCAAGGAGUCAUCUUUAAAGCCGAGCUUCUCUUCGGAAGACUCAUCCCAGGAAAGAUUUAUAAGGGAUAGUGCCUAUGUCUUCAGUUUGGAAGAAGCUUGUGAAUUUGAUGCCAAUUCAGAAAGACAGCAGAGCAGUAAAGAAAAACUUUUCCAGCAAGUGAAAAUGAUCCAAAACAAAUCUCCAGAUGAAGUGAAAGGCAGGGAAUAUGAUAAAAAUAACAGAUCCUUCAUAUCAGGGCUAGCACUUUUUCCAUCACAGAGAGUAAGCAUAGGAAGAAGACUCUAUGAAUUUGAUGUUUAUAGAAAAAGCUUAAGUGCAUGUUCAGACUUAAAACAAUAUGAUAAUAGAACUUCCUCCAAAAAUAAGAUUGUUUUUAAGCAUAAUGAACUUAAUUACUUCUUAAGUUACAAUUCAGAUCUUACUGAAACUGAUAGAAUACAUUCUAGAGGGAAAUCUCAUGAAUGCAGUGAAUGUGGCAAGGUCUUCCAUCAGAGCUCAGAGCUUGUUCAACACCAGAGAAUUCAUACUGGAGAAAAACCUUAUAAGUGUAAUGAAUGUGGGAAAUUCUUCUGCAGAAGCAGAAAUCUUAUUCUCCAUCAGAAAAUUCACACUGGAGAGAAACCAUAUGAAUGUAAAGAAUGUGGGAAAUUCUUCCGCCAAAGUGCACACCUUAGUGUGCAUCAGAAGAGUCACACUGGAGAGAAACCUUAUGAGUGUAAAGAAUGUGGGAAGGCCUUCACUCGGAGUAGGAACCUUAUUCUUCAUCAGAAAAUUCACACUGGAGAUAUACCAUAUGGAUGCAGCAAAUGUGGGAAGGCUUUCUGCCAAAGCACAGAACUUAUUCUCUAUCAGAGAAUUCACAUUGGAGAGAAACCAUAUAAAUGUAAUGAAUGUGGAAAGUUGUUCCACCAGAGUGCACAUCUUGUAGUACAUCAAAAAAGUCACACUGGAGAGAGGCCUUUUCAGUGUAAUGAAUGUGGGAAGGCUUUCUGCAGAAGCAUAGAACUUACUCUCCAUCAGAGAAUUCACACUGGAGAAAAACCACAUAAAUGUAAUGGAUGUGGGAAAUUUUUCCGCCAGAAUUCACAUCUUAUUGUACAUCAGAGAAGUCAUACUGGAGAGAAGCCUUAUGAAUGUAAGGAAUGUGGGAAGGCUUUCCACCAGAGUUCACACCUUACUCAACAUCAGAGAAUUCAUAGUGGAGAAAAGCCAUAUGAGUGUGAUCAAUGUGGGAAAGUCUUCCUCCAGAGAGCAAAGCUUACUGAACAUCAGUCAAUUCACACUGGAUAUAAGCCUCACAAAUGUAAUGAAUGUGGGAAAGCUUUCCAACUGAGCUCACAACUUAUUAUACAUCAGAGAAUUCAUCUAGGAGAAAAACCCUUUAAAUGUAAUGAAUGUGGGAAGGUCUUUAAUCGGAAAAAAAACCUUAAGAUACACCAGAGAAUUCAUACUGGAGAGAAACCAUAUAAAUGUAACAAAUGUGAAAAGGCUUUCUGCCAGAGCGUAAACCUUAUUCAACAUCAGAGAAUUCAUACUGGAGAGAAACCUUAUGCAUGUAGUGGAUGUGGGAAGGCCUUUGUCCAGAGUAGAAGUCUUACUCUUCAUCAGAAGAUUCAUACUGGAGGGACACCAUAUGAAUAUGGGAAAUCUUUCUUUCAAAGCACAGAAGUUACUCUCCACCAGAGAACCCACACUGGAGAGAAACCUUAUAAAUGUAAUGAAUGUGGGAAGUUCUUUCACAGAAGUACACAUCUUGCUGCACAUAAGAGGAGUCAUAUUGGAAAGAAGGCUUAUGAAUGUAAGGAAUGUGGAAAGGCAUUCCAGUUGAGCUCACGACUUAGUAUGCAUCAGAGAAUUCAUCUUGGAGAAAAACCAUAUAAGUGUAAUGAAUGUGGGAAAUUCUUCCGACAAAAUGCACAUCUUAAUUCACAUCAGAGAAUUCAUACUGGAGAAAAACCACAUAAAUGUAACAAAUGUGAAAGGGCCUUCCGCCAGAGCUCAGACCUUACUCAACAUCAGAGAAUUCAUUCUGGAGGAGAGAAGUCUUAUGAAUGCAGUGAGUGUGGGAAAGUCUUUGUCCGGAGCAGAAGUCUUAUUCUACAUCUGAAGAUUCACAAUAGAGAAACACGAUAUGAAUGUCAUGAAUGUGGGAAGACUUUCUGCCGAAAUGCAGAACUUACUCUCCACCAGAGAAUUCACACUGGAGAGAAACCUUAUAAGUGUAAUGAAUGUGGGAAAUUCUUCCGCCAGACUGCACAUCUCACUGCACAUCAGAGAAGUCAUACUGGAGAGAAGCCUUAUGAUUGUAAGGAAUGUGGAAAGGCAUUCAGAAUGAGUUCACAACUUAUUCUCCAUCGGAGAAUUCAUCUUGGAGAAAAGCCUUAUAAAUGUAAUGAAUGUGGGAAGUUCUUCCGCCAGAAGCCACAUCUUAUUGCACACCAGACAAUUCAUACUAGAGGGAAACCUAAUGAACAGGGAAAGGAAUUUGACCAGAGCUCAAAUCUUAUUCAAGCAUCAGAUUAACUCAUACUUGAAAGAUACUGUAUAAAUGUGGGAAGGCGUUUCAGAGCCCAGAGCUUCUCUCUGACAUCAGCCAACUCAUUCUGGAGAGAAACUUUAUAAAUAUAUUGAAGGUUAGUAGGCAUUCCAUCUGAGCUGACAAUUAGUGUGCCUCAUAGUACUUAUGUUAGGGGAAAUUCUUUAAAAUGUAAUAAAUGUGGAAAGGUCUGCUGGAGAGAAAACCGUAAUGUACAUUAGAAAACUCACAGGGGAUAGGGAUAGGGACUAGAUAUGUUGCUUCAUUGACCCAGGAACCUCCCAGAUGAGGAAACACUGUCUACGAAGACUUUGUGCCUUCUCUACAACAUAUAAUCUUAGAUUGUUACUUGGGAAAACCAAGUGAUGUCCCCAGAUUAACACAAUUAUUUAUUAGUGGUGGUAUUUGCAACCAAGUCUUCCUCAGUUUGAAACAAGCUCUUUCCAUAAUGCCACAUUUGCCUUUUAAGAAUUGCUAAUGGUGCUGUCUUACACAUGUAAUGAUUAUGGGAAGGCAUUUUGCCUAAGCUUAAAAUUUAGCGUAUACCAGAGAAUUUAUCUUGGGGGGAAAAAAAACCCUUAAAAAUAUAAUGAAUGUCUUUAGGUUUUUGAUAAAAGAGGAAACCUUAAUGUACAUCAGGUAAUUCAUUCUGGAGAGAAACCUGAAUUCGUUGAAUGUGAAAAUGCUUUCUGCUAGAACACAGAAUUUACACUCCAAAUAAUUCACAUUAGAAAGACAAUGUGUAAUGAGUGUGGGAAAGUCUUCACGGUUAUGCUUAUAGUUUAUUCAACCUCAGAUGUUUCAUACUAGAUAGAAAUUUUAUGAAUGUAAUGAGCAUCAGCAGUUUUUCCCUCAGAGCACAUACUUUAUUUUACAUCAGAUAAUUGUAACUAGAGAACAACAGAAUAUGAGAAGUCCUUUCAACUGAGAAUAUUUUACUCAAUAUAAGAGUUCACAUUGGAGAGAAACUUAAUGAGUAAUUAUUGAGGGAAGAUUUUUCCUCCAAAUGCCUUACUCUUCACCCAUCUAUACAGGAGAGAGAAAACACUUUCUUUUAAUCAAUAUAGAAAACCCUUCAAAGCACAGAUCUUGUUCAGUCAUUUCAGUCAUGUCUUAACUCUGGGUGAUCCCAUUUGAGGUUUUCUUGGUAAAGAUACUGGAA